AUGUCUUCUAGUGAUAAAAUGCUCAGAGAGGAUGAUGCCGGUAUUGUAAAAAAGAGCAAAAAGAAGCAGAAGAAGGAAGAUACCUGGAGACCAGAGAGCCAGAGAGACCCAUUUGCUAUGGUGAACAUUCUGCCAGAGAAGAUGCAGGAGGAACUCCAGAAAACACUCCAUCUAUUCUCUUUAGGUCAGAAUCUGCCUAAAACCCUACAUGAGGCCAAGAGACAUACUUACCGCUUUUGGGAGACACAACCUGUCCCCAGACUGGAUGAUCAUGUUACAACACAUGGACCAGUAAUAGAAGAUGAGGCCACCGUCCGCAGUGAUCCUUAUUCUCUGCCACAAGAUUUCUGCUGGGACACUCUGGACUUCAGCAAUCCCACCGUGCUGAAAGAGCUUUGCACUCUGCUAAAUGAGAACUACAUGGAGGAAGACGACAACACUCUGAGGCCUAUCUUCAGUCAAGAGUAUCUACGGUGGACUUUACAGCCCCCUAAUUGGGAGGCCCAAUGGUACUGUGGUGUGAGAAUAAACACCAAUAAGAAGUUAGUUGGCUUCAUUAGUGCAGUUCCCGGGGAUGUCCGUGUAUAUGACAGGGAGAAGCAAAUGGCACAGGUCAAAUUCUUGUGUGUACAUAAGAAGCUGCGCCUGAAACGGAUGAGUCCAGUUCUGAUCCGAGAGCUCACCAGACGGGUCAACCAGCAGGGACUGUACCAGGCCGUCUACACAGCUGCUGUGGUGCUGCCCACACCGCUGAGCUCCUGCAGAUACUGGCACCGGCCUCUGCAAACCCAAAAGCUGAUGGGAAUCAAUCAUCCAGCUGUGAGAAGGAACAUGACCCUGCAGAGAGCCUGCAAAUUCAACCGCCUGCCAGAGGUAACAAAGACCCCAGGUCUGCGCCUCAUGACCAAACACGACAUUCCGCAGGUUCACUCGCUGCUCUGGGAAAACCUCGGCAGGUUUCAUCUUACUCCCAUCUUCUCCCUGGAGGAAGUAGAGCACUGGCUGUUGCCACGGGAGAAUGUGAUUGACAGCUAUGUUGUGGAGGCGGAUAACGGCGCCUUGACAGAUGUGGUGAGUUUCUACAGCCUCUCAUCCCGGGUCCUGCAUCACCCGAUCCACACCGAGCUGACAGCGGCUCACCUCCUCUACCUCGCCUCAGCUGCCACAGACCCGGGUGAACUGAUGCAGGACGCUCUGGUCCUCGCCAAAUCUAAAGGUCACGACAUCUUCACUGCUCUCGAUGUGAUGGAUAACAGGAGUUUUCUGGAGAAACUCAAGUUCAGCAUCAGUGAUGAGACCUUGCAUUACUACCUUUAUAACUGGAUGUGUCCUCACAUGAAUCCAAGCGAGGUGGGGUUGGUGUUGCCAAACUGACCCACCGAGGGCCGUGAAGAACAUAGAGGAGGAAAUGUUAAAGGUGUUACAAGAGCAAAUCUAUCAAAAUCACAAAGAUGAAAUUGUGUCUGUAAAUAUGUGGAUGCAAGUGUCACACUGGAAGCAGCGUUUCUCACAUGAUGGAAAAUAUAAAUAAAUUCAGUCACUGACACGGUGUUAAAACUUUCCUUUUUGCUAAAGCUUA
This is a messenger RNA of Thalassophryne amazonica, 1579 nucleotides long. Its product is annotated as glycylpeptide N-tetradecanoyltransferase 2-like. The record is from RefSeq and is a predicted model, not a curated record. The coding region runs from base 1 to 1374 and encodes 457 amino acids. Gene Ontology annotation, biological process: N-terminal peptidyl-glycine N-myristoylation. Gene Ontology annotation, cellular component: cytoplasm. Gene Ontology annotation, molecular function: glycylpeptide N-tetradecanoyltransferase activity. NCBI's taxonomy places the organism in Eukaryota, Metazoa, Chordata, Actinopteri, Batrachoidiformes, Batrachoididae. The transcript is spliced from 11 exons.